AGACAAAUUAAGUCUUUAAAAUCCUAUAUGUAAAUCCUCAGUAUCUCAUCUGUUUCAUUUGAUGUUUUGGGGCCCCUGUUGCCUGCUAAAAUUGUGAACAUAACCUGCUUCAUUAAUGGACUAAAUCCCUCUUCCUCUGUCAAACUGCCAGAUCAUCAACAUGUGCUUCAUCCUGUAUUACCUGUUUGAAAUGUGCGUGAAAAUCUUUGCCUUCGGAUGGAAAGGGUACCUCUCCUACAGGAACAAUAUCUUUGAUGGCUUCCUCACCAUCCUGCUCCUGCUCCUACAAAUCACUAUAUAUAUCACCUACAGGCUUCCUUAUUCUCAAUGGGAUCCAUCCUCUCAUGGUUUGAUGUCUCUGUGGGAGAUGGUGCGUCUGAUCAACAUGCUGAUUGUGUUCCGCUUCCUGCGCAUCAUCCCAGAUAUCAAGCUCAUGGCUUUGGUUGCGAGUACACUGUUGGACCUGCUGAAGAACCUCAGAGCCUUUGCAGGGAUACUAAUGGUGGUGUUCUAUGUGUUUGCUGUGAUUGGGAUCUGGCUAUUUGAAGGAGCCAUCAAACCUCCUCCAAAUAUGAGGUAUGUAGCCAUGGCAUGAAGCUCUUUCUACAUC
Messenger RNA from Notothenia coriiceps (black rockcod), 610 nucleotides. Its product is annotated as two pore calcium channel protein 2-like. Gene Ontology annotation, cellular component: lysosomal membrane. Gene Ontology annotation, molecular function: ligand-gated sodium channel activity; intracellularly phosphatidylinositol-3,5-bisphosphate-gated monatomic cation channel activity; voltage-gated channel activity. The transcript is spliced from 5 exons. Gene Ontology annotation, biological process: monoatomic ion transport; endocytosis involved in viral entry into host cell; transmembrane transport. The coding region runs from base 161 to 595 and encodes 144 amino acids. The record is from RefSeq and is a predicted model, not a curated record. NCBI's taxonomy places the organism in Eukaryota, Metazoa, Chordata, Actinopteri, Perciformes, Nototheniidae.